Messenger RNA from Trematosphaeria pertusa, 1975 nucleotides. Its product is annotated as alpha/beta-hydrolase. NCBI's taxonomy places the organism in Eukaryota, Fungi, Ascomycota, Dothideomycetes, Pleosporales, Trematosphaeriaceae. The coding region runs from base 204 to 1874 and encodes 556 amino acids. The record is from RefSeq and is a predicted model, not a curated record. The transcript is spliced from 2 exons.
AUGCGAGGCAGGAUCAUGGCGGGCUGGACACGGCUCCAGAUUAAAUGCGCUGGGGCUCCCGUGCCUGGUGCCUGGUUCUCGGACGGUCUUGCUCCUCCAUAAUUGCAGAAUAGUGGAGAUUAGAGGUUUGAGCAGAGGUUGCCGAAGCAAAUAUUCUUAAGAGUUAGUAUCGGUAUUGCUAUUGUAAUUUCUAAUCGCACAGCAUGUUCCGCGUUUUGGGAGCAGCAGCAGCUCUGCUGAGCGCUGUAUAUGCGCACAACACUUCGCUGCCAAUUGUCGACCUGGGUUAUGAAAUCUACCGGGCUUCUGGGUUCAAUGAAACGGGGCGAUUCUACAACUUUUCCAAUAUUCGCUAUGCACAGGCUCCUGUUGGCGACUUGAGAUUCGCACCACCCGUAGCACCCAUCGAAAAUAGGACGGUGAUUCGGAACGGCGACGUCGGAAGAAUAUGCCCGCAAGCUAGUCCCGCAUGGUCUCCUCUAUCCGCUACAUUCCUAACGAAUAUUAUCCUAGGCGAGGAAGACAACGUCACAACGCCGUACGUACCUCCUGGAGCCAGUGCGAAUAUGACAGCCCCAGAACCGGGCCCUUUGGAAUCCGAAGACUGCCUUUUCCUCGAUGUAUUCGUACCAGAGCAAAUCCUACAACAAGCCGGCUCCGGCUAUGGUGCUCCAGUGCUCGUUUGGAUAUACGGCGGAGGGUACGUUGGCGGAAACAAAUACCGGAACCCGGCUGGUCUGCUCGCGGCAUCGGGGAAUGUUUCGAGCGGAGAAGUCAUUUAUGUGGCUAUGAACUAUAGGCUUGGUGCUCUGGGAUGGUUGGCUGGUUCUUCUUAUCAGGCCGAAGGCGGUGUCAGCAAUCUCGGACUUUACGAUCAACGCUUUGCGCUCGAGUGGGUCCAGAGUUACAUUCGUCAAUUCGGCGGUGAUCCGGAUCGCGUCACCGUCAUUGGAGAGAGUGCAGGCGGCGGAAGCAUUAUGCAUCAAAUCACGGCCUAUGGUGGUUUGAAGGGUCCUGUCCCGUUCCAACAAGCCGUCCCACAAUCUCCUGGAUGGGACCCGCUUCAGUCUCAGCUCCAGCAAGAGGAGACAUACCGACGCUUUCUGAAUCUCACAAACAGCUCGUCACUUGCUGAUCUCCGGGCACUCUCUUCUGCAGACGUCAUCCGCGCAAACUAUCUGCAGGUUGCAUACGACCCGGGCUGGGGAGGAUACGUUUACGGUCCUGUGGUUGACGGCCUCUUCGCCCCUCUUCAACCCGGCCAGCUCCUCGCACAAGGUCGCUUCGAUAAGGAUGUUCGGGUGAUGGUAGGCCACAAUGUAAACGAGGGCACCUAUUUUACGGCUCCUUACAUCAACUCCACCGAAAGCCUCAUCGAGGCUUUGCAAGGCACGUUCCCGUAUGCCCCGGGCCCAUCGAUCGAUUACAUUACGCAAGUCCUCUACCCUCCGGUAUAUGACGGAUCCUACGGUUACACCGACGACUUUACGCGCGCAAGUCUCAUCGUCAGUGAAGCAAUCUUCACUUGCAACACGAACUACCUCUCCACCGGCUUCAACAACAAGACCUAUUCCUAUCUCUUCGCUGUACCGCCCGGAUUCCAUGGCUUUGACGUUGCCUUUACCUACUAUACCGGCGGAGCUAUCUCAAACCUUCCGACUCAGGUGACAAACCAGACGAUCGCGAUCGCGCUGCAAGAGUUCAUCACGAGCUUUGCGAUAGAGGGCCGGCCAGAGGCGGAGGGUAUACGGCAGUUCAAUAUGUACGGGCCAGAUGCGAAGGUGCUGGAAUUGAAUAUUACGGGGAUCGAUGAGGUGCGGGAUAGUAAUGCGGGUCCAAGGUGUAGCUGGUGGCAGAAAGCGCUGUACUCGUAGGUGGUUCUCCGAGGCACGAGCUGUGCGUGAACGAGACCUGUCCAAACGGCAGCAGGAUAAUGAAGAUUGAUGACCUUUCAACGCUGUACACACAUAUUCAC